AUGCGACCGUUCGGCGUCAUACUUCAGUUUUUGUAUCCCUGUUCCAGUGAGAAUUUACGUUUGUCCUCAGAACGCAAUGUUCUGGUCACAAACAGCACGAGUAUGGUGCUGCGUAUCAAAGAGUUGGAACAACAGUGUCGACGUUUGCGUCAGGAUCUGGAAAACGUGGAUCUUCGAGAGAAAUUCGGAAACUCCAAUGGCCUUGCGCAAGCGAUUCUCACGCAUCGAAAUGGCUCNAAGGAACAAUUGUGUGAGUUGCAGGAUGCGAUUCGUUGGACGGGAGCGCUGAAAGCGGAACAAAUGGAAUUACAACAACGCCAAAUGGCCCAACGCUCAGGAGGACCACGGAAACGGAGUAGAAUUUGGGCAUUAUUUGCCAAAUUAUUCACUCCGAAAAAUCACGAGAACGGUUCAGCUGAACCGCAGGACACAGUGCACUCGUCCGUCAUUUAUGAGGCUCGAGCAGACGGACACACUGAUUCGUGCAUUAUUAGCCCGAAAACAGUUGGUUCUGAAUCAGAACCAGUGCUACGCGAACCAUCCCAACCCGAGUAA
This is a messenger RNA of Echinostoma caproni, 555 nucleotides long. Lineage: Eukaryota; Metazoa; Platyhelminthes; Trematoda; Plagiorchiida; Echinostomatidae. The record is from the annotation of a GenBank genome assembly.